AUGCCAAUUGGAAUAGAAUCCAUCCUUCCAUAUACGAGAGGGGGUAAGCUUCCCUAUUGGCUCUUAUUUAUUUCAAUAGUCUCAAUUUUCAACUCAGUGCAAUCGUACCAAAAAGAUUUAUCGUUAACCAAGAGAGUUUACAAUAACAAACCACAACAAGUUACCAAUUUGUCAGCAAGAACUUUUGGUACGUGGACAUUGAUAACCUCAUUGGUUAGAUUAUAUGGAGCUUAUAAUAUCACGCAACCACAAAUUUAUCAGUUGACUCAAUUGACUUUUGUUAUUGCUGCUUGGCAUUUCUUGACUGAGUGGUUGAUCUAUGGUACUACCAAAUUGGGUAAAGGUUUGGCUGGACCAUUGGUUGUUAGUAGUGUGAGUUUGGGUUGGAUGUGGUAUUACAAGGACUUCUAUCUGUUUUAA
This is a messenger RNA of Lodderomyces oxycetoniae, 420 nucleotides long. RefSeq names its product Erg28p (gene ERG28). NCBI's taxonomy places the organism in Eukaryota, Fungi, Ascomycota, Pichiomycetes, Serinales, Debaryomycetaceae. Gene Ontology annotation, molecular function: protein-macromolecule adaptor activity. The coding region runs from base 1 to 420 and encodes 139 amino acids. The transcript has a single exon. Gene Ontology annotation, cellular component: endoplasmic reticulum; membrane. The record is from RefSeq and is a predicted model, not a curated record.